GCAGUACGCCAUGCCAGCUAGCACGGACACUCAAACUUAAUAUGUUCUAUGCUUAGUCUUGAUAAGUUUGUGUUUUGUGUGACGAGUUUGUCCGUUUUCACCUUAAGGAACAAAUUUAUUUCAAUUAUUCUAGUUAGAAUAACAUAUGUAUCAUAGGGUAACAUUUUUGAACCUGAAUAUAGCCUAAUCCUAGAACUGACACACCUUAGCGGACUGCAGCCAUCAUUAAAUGCCUUCUCUGCGGUAACGUGUCGGGGAAAUGUACCUAUGUUUGUGGCAAGGGUUGCAACAGGAGGGCUGAAAAUCACAGCAGCAUGUCAGCAUGGAGCCUCUGGGGCUGCAAGAGCCCUCACCGCUCCUGCACUUCAAAGAGCCUGUUUCUCUACCAGCAGUUGCAGAUGGGCCCCUGCUGUCACUCAGCCUGCUCCUGCUUUUAAGGCCACAGCUGUCCAGAAUGGGGAGUUUAAGGAGAUGAGCCUCGCUGAUUUCAAGGGCAAAUACCUGGUCCUUUUCUUCUACCCACUGGACUUCACCUUCGUGUGCCCGACAGAGAUCAUUUCAUUCAGCGACAAGGCCAGCGAGUUCCACGACAUCAACUGUGAGGUGGUGGGUGUGUCCGUGGACUCCCACUUCACCCACCUGGCAUGGAUCAACACUCCACGCAAGGCUGGAGGCUUGGGCCACAUCCACAUCCCCCUGCUCUCAGACCUCAACAAGCAGAUCUCUAGAGACUAUGGGGUGCUGCUGGAGGGUCCAGGCAUUGCACUGAGGGGCCUGUUCAUCAUUGAUCCAAAUGGUGUGGUGAAGCACAUGAGUGUGAAUGACCUGCCAGUGGGCCGUUGUGUAGAAGAGACUCUUCGCCUGGUGAAAGCGUUCCAGUUUGUGGAGUCUCACGGUGAAGUGUGUCCGGCCAGCUGGACCCCUGAGUCCCCAACGAUCAAACCAACCCCAGAAGGAUCCAAGGAGUACUUUGAAAAAGUCAACUGACAAAGUUCACAACACUUUCAGCUAAAGCAGUCAAUAAUACAAACUUAAAAAUAAAUGAAACUCCUAGUAUACAGUCUAGGAAGUUGUCUUUACUCAUACGCAGCUGAAUACGCUAAUAAAUCUAUUCUUUAUAUACAA
Xiphias gladius (swordfish) is the source of this 1125-nucleotide messenger RNA. It is a transcript of the gene prdx3, whose product is annotated as peroxiredoxin 3. The transcript has 7 exons. Gene Ontology annotation, cellular component: cytosol; mitochondrion. Lineage: Eukaryota; Metazoa; Chordata; Actinopteri; Istiophoriformes; Xiphiidae. The record is from RefSeq and is a predicted model, not a curated record. The coding region runs from base 268 to 987 and encodes 239 amino acids. Gene Ontology annotation, biological process: cellular response to stress; hydrogen peroxide catabolic process; response to oxidative stress. Gene Ontology annotation, molecular function: thioredoxin peroxidase activity.